AUAAUCGCACAGAAGCAAAUUUGAAUGACACAUACCUUUCUUUAAAUAACUUAAAUAUCAACGUUUACGAGUUAUUAGAUUAUACAAAUAAUGUUCAACCAGUGGCUUUGGCUGUUGAAGUGCCAAAAUUUCCAGUACAUAAAAAUACAAAUUUAAAUUUCCUAAAACCAGGGAGUAAAGAAGUUCUCACUCGUCCUGUGCACAUAUAUGAAUACCUUCCACCUAUGUUACCAACAGAUUUAAGUUGUGCAUUGCCUCCGCAUUAUAUGCAGCCUACCUCCUCGCUUUCUCACAACCAAGAUAAGUACCGUGCGAACGCAAUCGCAAUUGGCGACAUCAAUCGAAAGGUGUCAACCAAACCCGAACAAUAUUUGCCCGGAUGUGGAACCGUGUCUAAUUCAGGGAAACAAAUCGGGGAGCCUAAAGAUGGUGUAGUUACAUCGGAACUCUCACCAAUUUGUUUGAAAACAGCUUUGAGUUUACCGAAUUCAUAUGAUGAAGAAGGACGCCCUACUAGAGAAAUUAGUAGCGUAGUUAUGACGACAGGUGGCUUUAUAUCGCCCGCUAUCGAAGGCAAACUUCCCGACACAAUAGUACCAAAAUUUGUUGAAAAAUUACUGGGUCUAGAUGCACCUCCGCCUCCUAUUUCACCUCCGCCGCCGGUUAUUGAACCAAAUGUGAACGUAGAAAAUAAGCAUCACAAUAGUUCAACCCCUAAAGUAGAUGUAAAUGAUACCGCCCUUCCGUUUUCCUCCCCAACUGCAAAAGUACCUACGAUAAUUGCCAAAACAUUAACAAGUGAAUGUGUCUCAAAUAGCAAUUUGCUUCUAGCAUAUAAUUCACAAAGCACCCUUGUAAACAAAAAUACUGCAGCAUCUGACGUAGUAAAUCCAAUUGCAUCUAAGAAACCUGUGCCAAAUCUUUCCACACAGCACAAUUUACAAGCGCCAACGAUUGCGUCAAAGUUGCUUAAGAAGGCUAAAAAGAAAAAUACACAAAAUUUGCAACUUCCUUUAUCAGGAAAAUUUAAUAGGCCAGCUGUACAAAAUCCCGAAACUAGUUUGAUUGCAGCUGGCAUAGAAAGUUCAGAUAGAAUACAACGAAAGAGUAAGAAAAUAUUACAAAAAAUGCUCAAGACUGGAAUCGACUCCUCCACGCUGUCACCUGAUUACUGCAACGCCGUUUUUCAGCGGAUGAAAAUGGACAAGUUCCUCAAAAAGCAGUCUAAGUAUCAGAAAAAGUUAUUGCAUAAGCAAAAGAACAGCAUCGAAUCAAGUAAGCAGGAUGAACCGGUGGGAUUUUCGAAACUCGAAGAUAAAAUACCGACACCAGUGCCAUCGAAUGUUCAAACAAAUAGCGCAAUACCACCUUUAGCGGAGAGUGUAUCGAUACAACCAGUAAUACAAGACACAGCUUCAGCUUGUCUGCUAAAACCGGAUUCAACACAAAUAUCAUCGGUGCUUCCGCAAUCUUUGACCAAAGAUAACAGAUUCGAUGGUGUGUGUAAUGAAUCGGUUCUUAAUAAUGUACAAACUCCUGCAAACUUGAUUUUGCCUCACGAUAAGAAGGCCUUUCCAGGAGUGAAGUUAUCAGCAGAGCUUGAUAAAAAUAAAUUAAAUAUUUUUAAGAAAAUUUCCAAACAGAAAACACCAAAACCAUCAUCUCCGAAUGUCAACCGUAUGCUUUCGGCUCAGAUUUAUGGUAGCAAUGAAGAUCAACUUAUUAAUUUACCUUGCGGAACCACUAUUACACCAGCACCGAAAACAUUAAACCGCUUGACGACUGUCGACACAAGUUUGGCUAGUUCAGAUUUGCUGGAAAAAUCUUUAAAUUUGCCUAUUAACUAUGAACUUACCGGUGGCAUGGACGUGGCAAGCAAUAUAAAUGGUAAUAACAUCCCAGGAGCUAUGAUGCCUAGUAUAUUGAAUACUCCACCAGCACAACUUAUCGAAGCAAAUAAACCUAAAAAACGCGGUCGCAAGCCAGGCAGCAAAAAUUCACCUAAACCAGCUGUAGCAUCUCCGAACAACCCUAGUCAAGGAGCACAGUUAAAGAAAAUGAAAAAAUUAAAAGCAUCAAAAUAUAACUAUCCAUUUCCACUUGCGAACUUCGAAACAGCAAGUUUAAUAGCUAACAAAAUGCAACUUUGCAACAGAACAGAAGUUUUCGCACCGAACUUAGUUCUUAGAGAAGAUGCAGUUCCAACAAAUAUUUCGCCCAAUACCAAAGAGCGAAAAGAGCGUAAAAAAGGUAAGGUGAAAAAUCAGCCAUUAAAUAUGUCGAUCGGUGAACAAAGCGAAUUCAAAGCUGAGCCUGGAGUCCCAACAAAGGAAGAAGUUAAAACCAUAAAUAAGAAGCUAAUGCGUAUGGACACUGUUUUACAACCACUGGGCGCAUUUAAUGAAACAAUACCUGAAACAGAUACAGAUGUUGCAAAGCCAUUUUCUGGUAAAAUUUUACCUACGUUAAAAUCAUCCACAAGCAAAAAGCGACCUGCUCUUCAGAUGCCACUUCAACAUCCACCAAAUUCAAGUUUAAUGGCGGGCUUACACCCAAAUAUGUUUGUGCCUCCGCCUGGGCUUGGAAGAAUUCCUAAUUUGCUUAAACUUUGUCCUUUCCCAUCGGGACCAGGUCUAAUACCACCUACUGCACAAAAUUUAUUGUUUCCUCGCUUGCCACCAACAUUUCAUUUGCCUAUUCCAACUUUUAGACCACAAAGUGGAGAAAAACUUGUACAUCAAGAACCACAGAACAAUGGAAAAUCGGUAGAUGCACAUCUAUCGCAGCCAAGUAGAGAACGUAAUUAUUGCAAUGUUCCACCAUUCGUCCCUGAGUCAAUGAAUUUAUCGCCACCUGAGGCUAAAGCCGAUUUUCGAAAAUUUGGAAAAGAAAGUCCAAGGUCUACCAAAGCUCAGCAAUCACCUGACAAAAUACUUAAAGUCCCUGACAACUGGGGUACAUCGGAUAAUACAUUUAAGUCGCUAGCACAAGUGCCUGGUGAUGUGUCAUUGAAUGUAAGCGAAGUUCAGAAAUUAAAUGAAAGAACGAGUACUAAAUCGCCUAAAGCAAGUGCGGAAAAUCCUAUUUUCAUGGGUGGCAUAUAUUCUAUAAACAUACCGCCUAACAAAUUUGUGGCGAAUUCUUCUACUGUUGCCCCCAUACAAAAUAACGAUGACCCGAUUGAACUGUCCGACGACUCUGCUGAUUAUCCACCAUCGAUAUUUAAUAUUUCCAGUGUACAGAAUUCCAAAGACCUGAGUCAUAAUAAGCUUCAGUUAACCACGCCUGUAAAUUUCUCUCAAAUUGAUGAUUUAUUUUUGCCUUCGGGAAGCGAUACUGCCAGAGAUCUAUCUGGUGAACUAGAUUUGAGUUCGAAAAAGUCAAAAAAGAUCAGUAAAUUUGCGAAAAAUACUAAAAACUUGUAUCCCCAUCCAACAACAGACUUACCCCCAAUCGACUUAUUCAGUGCUGAAAAGGUUGGAGUUGGUAAGUUGGCUGGUGGCGCAGAUCUAAUACCGUUGAUAUCGACUGGUUCAGCGUAUUCAUCGAAAACCAUACCCCCGACAAGUUUAACAGCAACUGUAGCAGCACCAUUUGUAUUACCCAAGAAAGACUUUCCCCCACCUAACACGUUUGAAAAUGCAUUGUUGCCUGCAAACGUCGACAGCAGUGGAAUUUUAUGUAUGAAUACAGAACUACAGAAGAAAAAGAAGGAGCAUAAAAGAUUAAAAAAGCUAAAAGACGAUAAAGCGAAAAAGAAAAAGGAUAAAAAGUCCAAAAAUAAAGAGCGCGUGGAUCAUCCGGAAAAGCUUCUACAUAAAACUGAUAAGCUGUUUAAGGAAAAGUUAAAGGAAACUAUGCGAUGUGGUGAAGAGCAAAACUUGUUGAAUAAGGACUUAUUGAAAAAAUUAAAAAAAGAAAAGAAGAAAAAAUAUAAGCAGUUACUUACUGAUGCCACUAAACAGGGUGACGCAAUUCCGGUUAUCGAUUCUCCCGGCGUCUGUGGUGUGGAUAAGCCAGCUAACAUUUUUUCAGUGGGCAGUUCUUUACAAAAUUUUACUCCAACAACAACUGUAGCAAGUUCCGUGACAUCGUUAGUACCAAAAUUAACUCUUAGACUUGCUAGCGGACAGUCACCAAAUCAGCUCGAUGAUAUUGUACAAAAGCAUUUUCCUAGCACAACUGCUAUUCAAAGUACAAUUGCUAUUCAAAGUACAACUGUUUCUCAAGAGUUUGCUAAAAAAAGAGAGCCAUCGCCGGAAUUAGCGAGAAUUUCGCCGCUUGUUACUCGACCACCGAAACAAAAAUUUAGUAUUGCCGAAACUGCAACAACAUCACCACUCAAUUCUAAUCAAUUCGACUCAAUAGCGCCUAGUGGCACUAAUACUAACAUCAAUUUAGAUUCUCUUGCGGAAAAAAGUGCUAGUGCUUCAAAGCCUCCUAUCAAUACAGACGUACAUUCCAUUGUGCCUCCACCUAGCCCUUGGUCGUCUGGUGGGACAAUAUGUGCGAGUUCCGUUUUACUUCCGCAGCAGUUAUUACAGUCAUCGAGGUCUCAAGAACACUUAGCCUUCAGCAGUAAGGCAGAUGGAGGGUUAUUGGUAAACACCAUCACAAGUACUGUUCGCUCAUUGUCUUCGUCUGAGCGUCAAAGUCCAGUGCCGUUAAUUUCAGAAACAAGCCGCCCAUCAUCAUAUAUUGAUGCUGAGGGCAAUCGUGUAUGGAUCUGUCCUGCAUGUGGAAAAGUAGAUGACGGCUCCCCCAUGAUUGGCUGUGAUGGCUGCGACGCAUGGUACCAUUGGAUAUGUGUGGGAAUAUCCGUUGCACCAAAAGAUAACGAAGACUGGUUUUGUCGCGUUUGCAUAACUCGAAAGAAAGGCAUUUAUGCCACUGACAAGAAGCGUAAGCGGAAUAAAAAAAAGUAGUUUUAAUACAUAAUCAUAAGCAAUUAUAAAAAACAAGUAGAAAUACAUACAGCCUUAACGUUAAUCCCAUAUGAACAGUGAUUCUUAAACAUAAAAAUUAAAAAUAGUUCGAAUUGAUUUUUCUUGUAAAUCUAUGAGAGAGAAUUAUUCACUUGGAAAUCCUGAUAUGGCUAAGUUUCAUAAAUAGUCUGCCACCCAUGUCUCAGAAAAAACAUUGACUCACGGUGCGCGACUAUUACUAUCACACAGUUUGACUAGUUACAAACACGAAGUUUGAUUUCAAUUGGAAUUUGUUAAUUUUGUUACAUAAAAUUUCAUAUUAACAUUUUAAAAUAGUUGUUUGAUUGCGAGCUUGUUAGUGUGCCUAAUUCAUAGCGGGUUUCUAAUAAUUGGGCAUUUGGAUUAUUGUAAAUAAAAACGUUGCUUACCCACUUUGUUGCUUAA
Rhagoletis pomonella (apple maggot) is the source of this 5369-nucleotide messenger RNA. It is a transcript of the gene Taf3, whose product is annotated as transcription initiation factor TFIID subunit 3. Gene Ontology annotation, cellular component: transcription factor TFIID complex. The record is from RefSeq and is a predicted model, not a curated record. Lineage: Eukaryota; Metazoa; Arthropoda; Insecta; Diptera; Tephritidae. Gene Ontology annotation, molecular function: protein heterodimerization activity.